AUGACAGAAGAAAAUGAACAACCAAUAAGUUGGUGUGAAGCAAGUUUAGUUGUGUCAUUUGAUAAGGAUAUUGGAGGAAAGAUAAUUGCACAAAACCCAUCAAACAUUACAGUAUUAUAUGGUGAAUAUUUCACUUCACAAGUAAUAUUUCUUGGAUUUCCUGAUCGAAUACAAGUGAAUGAAAUAAUUGAAACUAAAUAUAAAAUUUUUACAUUUAGAUUUCCAUUAAUUCAUUCAUCAAUAUACUGUCAUGUUUUAUUCAUCCAGAUACCUCACAUUAAAUCAAGAGAAUCAACCCAAAGAUCGUUAAUACUAAUUACUAAAAAUAAAGAAAUAUUACCAUAUCAUACUUUGUUAUAUCAACUUAUCCCAACAUUUAAAGAAAAUAUUUCUGAUGUAACAUCUUUUCUUCAAGUCCUAGAAAUGAAAUUUAACUCAUUUCCAAAAUACUGUCCAGGUAAAUCAGUUUCUUUAAAAUUAUUUGGUAAACGAUUUGAUGUAACUAUUUCAGGGAAAAAACCUUUUCCAUCAUUAUUAAGAAACUACUUACGAGAGUUAAGGUCAUUAUGGAUUUCGUUAUUAGUAGGUGAUUCUAUCGUUGUAUUAGGAGAUGAUGUCUGUGAAGUGAGUGAAGCAAUUGAAUACCUUGUUGGAUUAAUUUUCCCAUUGAAAUAUUCUGGAGAAAUUCGGCCAUACUUUACGAUUAAUGAUCCUUUGAUUCACAGUGAAAAAAGUUUUAUUGUUGGAGUAACAAAUAAAAUGGUUCUUAAUAUCAUUCAAAAAAAUAGAAAAAUAACUCUUCUUGAUUACCAAAAAAGUGUUUAUCUAAGACAUGUUGUUGAUAAAAGAUUUGAAGUUGUUAAAACAAUGAGCGAUACUCAGGCUGGGAUAAAAGUAGAAAAAGAGUUUGAAAGAAAUACUAUUGAAUUUCUUUCAAUAUUUGAUAGCUUUUUUAUUCAAAAAGUUCCAAAAAUGAAGACUUUAGCAGAUCCAUUUGUUACUGCAUCAUACACUACUCAAGAAGUUAUUAACUAUAUUAAGCAAUUCCAUUUUUCUAGUGGAAAAGAAGAAACAUAUAUUUUAUUUAUUCAUUCACUCUCUUUUUCUAGAUAUUCAACUUCAAAAAUAUCAGAAAUAGAACAAGAAUCUUUAAACCAAUUAAAUAGUUUAUUGGAUUCUUUUGAUAUGAAUCAAUACACACACGAAGAAAUAUCAAAAAUAACAAUAAACCUUUUCUCAUUUUCAAAGUUACCAAACACUUCAAUUAAUUCUAAAGCAGAACGUUUGAUUAAGCUGAUUGUUCAUUCAACUUCAUAA
Messenger RNA from Entamoeba dispar SAW760, 1317 nucleotides. RefSeq lists its product as uncharacterized. NCBI's taxonomy places the organism in Eukaryota, Evosea, Mastigamoebida, Endamoebidae. Gene Ontology annotation, cellular component: recycling endosome. The transcript is spliced from 3 exons. The coding region runs from base 1 to 1317 and encodes 438 amino acids. The record is from RefSeq and is a predicted model, not a curated record. Gene Ontology annotation, molecular function: guanyl-nucleotide exchange factor activity.